CUUUCAAUUGCUUAAUUUGUUUUCCCUUCAGUUUCUUUAAUUAGGGCAAUUCACACACAGUAACACACACACACGCACAGCGGCGGUGAGGUGAAUUCGUGGUGGCCAACGGCGGCGAAGAUGAUUACUACUGAUAUUCCUCCUAACCAGACAAUAUACAUCAAGAAUCUGAACGAGAAAGUCAAAAAAGAAGAGUUGAAGAGAUCUCUUUAUGCAUUGUUCUCGCAGUAUGGGAGGAUUGUCGACAUUGUUGCAUUGAAAACCGCCAAGCUUCGUGGACAGGCAUGGGUUGUGUUCAGUGAAGUGACAGCUGCAAGCAAUGCUGUACGACAGAUGCAGAACUUCCCCUUUUACGACAAACCUAUGAGGAUACAAUAUGCUAAAGGAAAAUCAGAUUGUGUUGCUAAAGCAGAGGGUACUUAUGACAAGAAAAAGAAGCUAGAAGAAAAAGUUGAGAAAAAGAAAAACGUUGAAGAAGAUCAUCAAACUACGAACGCUAAUGGUCCCAGAGCCGACACGAACGGAGGCCCAUCUGCUGGGUCUAGGCAAGGAAAGGCAGGGGUUCAAGAAGCAGUUACCGAGCCGAACAACAUACUCUUCAUACAAAAUCUGCCGUACGAAACAAACAGUAUGAUGCUUGAAUUGCUUUUCAAACAGUACCCCGGUUUUAGAGAGGUUCGUAUGGUUGAAGCAAAGCCGGGUAUUGCGUUUGUCGAAUUCGACGAUGAUUCCCAGUCUUCAGUCGCCAUGCAGGACCUUCAAGGCUUCAAAAUCACUGCACAGAAUCCCAUGGCUAUCACUUAUGCCAAGAAAUAAAUAUUCUGCUUUUUUAUAUUUUUUUUUGGGAAACAUGAUAAUUGUGUAUUAGUUCGGGAUUCAGUGGUGGUGGUAACACUGUACCCAAUUUACAUGGACGAGGCGGCAGAUUUAUUUGUUCCGAUAGUGGAGUGUGUCGAAACUGUAGUAGCUCGUGUUUUUUAUGAUCUGUAUUUUCGUGUUGCUGUGAUUAUUUAACUAUCGUUGAACUGACGAGAGAAAAUUGAACUGCUUAUUAGAUGUAUGAUUAAUGAGUUUUCCUAAUUUACAUGUGGAAUUCAGCUGUUUGGAGCCUUGGAGGUAUGUAGAAUUUCCUAGGGGGGAAACUAUAUAAAAAAUGAUUAAUGAUUGUAUUUUUGGCUU
Molecule: messenger RNA, 1179 nt
Organism: Erythranthe guttata (spotted monkey flower)
Lineage: Eukaryota; Viridiplantae; Streptophyta; Magnoliopsida; Lamiales; Phrymaceae
Gene: U2B''
Product: U2 small nuclear ribonucleoprotein B
Molecular function (GO): RNA binding
Source: RefSeq, a predicted model, not a curated record